AUGUCAAAGCAUAGGCAAGUUUUUUUUUUUAAUUCAACGCGCACUGUGAACGAAAUGUUGGCGGUAACUUUUUAUUUUUUAUUAUUAUCCGGCGUUGGCUGUCUACACCUCGAGCAAGUAUUAAUUUUUAGUCGUCACAACAUAAGGGUUUCAUUUUCAAACCACAUAGAUGAAUACACGAACAAAAUAUUUCCGAAAUGGUCCAAAGAGCCGGGCCUGUUGACGGAAAAAGGAGCCUUAUUAGAAGGCUACAUGGGCGAAUAUCUAACGAAAUGGGUGAUAGAGAAUCAACUCUUACCCGGAACGUGUCCCGACACAGAAACUGUUUUGGUUUAUGCCAAUAAUACGGAAAGAACCAUAGCUACUGCAAAGGCGUUUGUCGAUGCCGCAUUCCCUGACUGUAAUAUAAACGUGAAUUAUGAAAAGGAUUUAAAAAAAUAUGACCUCACCUUUAAUUAUUAUAUUCAUAACACUACCGAGUCCUACAAACGAAAAGUUGUCGAAGAAAUCGAGGAAAUGCUCGCCAAAUAUAAACUAACAGAUGCCUACGAAGAAUUAGACAAGAUUAUCGACAUAAAACACUCUAAAAAAUGCGAAAGAGAAGGAUUCUGCGAUUUGGUCCACGACAAGAAUAUUAUACUUUAUCACAUUGGCGAGGAACUGGAGCUGAACGGACCUCUGACAAUAGGAAAUGAAGUAGUUGAUAAUUUUAUAAUGAGUUACUACGACGGACGUCCGCUGGAAGAAGUUGCGUGGGGAGAAAUCACUAGUCCCGAGCAAUGGAAAGUUUUAACUAAAAUAACGGCUAUGGAUGAACAAAUACGGUUUAAUAUUCCCUCAGCUGUCAAGGAUACUGCCCGACCUACGAUCAGAUAUAUAAGAUCUAUAUUCACGAAUGAAAAUAUUAAAUUUGCUUUGCUCGUGGGCCACGAUGUGAAUUUGAACUUAAUAACCAACGCUUUAGGUUUCAAUCCGUUUGUGCUAAAGGAGCAGUACGAGCCGUACCCGGUAGGCGGGAAGAUUAUAUUUCAAAAAUGGAAGGACGUGGCCGGUGAUUAUUAUUUGAAAGUAGAAUACGUUUAUCUGUCUUGGGAUCAAAUAAGAGAUGGCGUUAAAAUCAAUUUUCAAAACCCGCCAUUACGAGUAACACUGGGGAUCAAAGAUUGCGCGAUCGAUAAAAAUGGUCUAUGUCCGUGGAAUGAUUUCAUGAAAUUAAUAAAUAAGUAUUAAAAAUUUCAUUAAUCACUAAUUUCCUACUUAAUGUGUAUGUGUAUAAAACGAAAUAAACACGUUAUUUUAAGUGAAUUAUGCAUAUUGUUUCUGCUGUACUGCAGUAUAUUCGGAACCUUCGGAAGUUCAAAGAAUAUAGUGACCCGUGUGCUUAGUGUGAGUUUUUUAACGUUCUCGAUAGCGUAAAAGUAACUCAAAGUAUGCAGUUGAAACAGCGCCCCUAGCGGCAAAACUUGCACUAAGAACACUGAGCUUAGAUUACUGCUAGAGGUAAUACUGGUUUCACAUACUCGUGUUUGUGCUUAAUCGUGAGUCUUUGGAAAGUAUCUGAGAUACUGAAUUUUUAAAAAUUAAUAUGAAAAUACUGGCCGGUUCAUAACUUAGUUCACUCUACUAACAAAUUGAGAGCGAUAAAACUCGUAUUUGACGUCAAUAGGCUUAGUUAAUAUUGAAUGUAAGGUGCCGAUCGUAUUUGAAGACAAUGUAGGGUUUUUAUAGUUAAAAAUAGCGAUAAAUAAAAAAGCAGCUUGUAAGCUCCGACACGCAACUGAACACAUUACUUUUUAAGCGGGUUUAUUACUAUAUUAAUUAUAUAUGUCGACGCAAGUCCAUGAUAAUUAACAAAUGUAAUUGUUCUGAUUAUGAUAUCAAUCAUUGUGUCGAAUAAAUUGGUUGUUUUUAGUUAUUAAUUAGUGUUAUGAUUUUUGGAAUGUGUUUUGCGUUAGAAUAAAACCUAAAAUUAAUUGAUGAAAUUAUUAUGAGUUGUUUAACAGUCGAAACAUUCGUCGCCAUUUGUAGACCGGAUGUUUCAACUUUGAUUAAGAUUUAAAAAUUAAUUGAAUUGUUCAUAAUUACUUUCGAAAUGUUUAAUUAGUUUACGAAUUAUUUUUGUAAUUAAAAUUAAUCAUUUAAAGAAGUAGCAAUUUAAAUAGUGCGUUGACGUUUUCCCGCCCAACGCCAUCUUUUAGUGUUUAAUUUCGCUGGCGCACGAAACUACGAUAGACGAAUGUCAAAAUACUUUUUGUUCGAGCGCCGGGCGGUGAAGACGUGGUGAGCUGGUGUAUUAUAUCUUGUGAGUACCUACCUAUUGUUUUAUUAUAAUUGUGAUUAUAAAACUAUUACUUUGAGAACCCUCUGGUGUCUUGUAAAAUAAAUUGUUUAGUGUGUUUCUGGUUGUGUUUUAUUGUUUGCGAUGAGUGCGCUGAAUAGUGAAGGCAGUGACGUUAGCAAUGCUGACGUCACUGCUUUUAAAAG
This is a messenger RNA of Bombyx mandarina (wild silkworm), 2484 nucleotides long. RefSeq names its product glucose-1-phosphatase-like. The record is from RefSeq and is a predicted model, not a curated record. Lineage: Eukaryota; Metazoa; Arthropoda; Insecta; Lepidoptera; Bombycidae.